Molecule: messenger RNA, 279 nt
Organism: Rotaria sp. Silwood2
Lineage: Eukaryota; Metazoa; Rotifera; Eurotatoria; Philodinida; Philodinidae
Source: the annotation of a GenBank genome assembly
AUGAAAUUGUGGUUCAUCAUUCUAAGCAUUUAUUUUUACAUUAUAAGUCAAGCAACUAUCGAUGGACGUACAACUCAACUAAGAAAAGCUUAUUGGUUCUAUCCAAAUAAUGGCUACAAUCCGGGUGAUUUAUUUCAUCAAAAUUUCGAACGAAAACGACAAGCUGGUUGGGGUAGACGUCGUUAUUUAACAGCAGAAGAUGACAAUGACGAUAUUCUACUUCGUCGUAUAUAUGGUCCACAUGACGAUUCAGCUUAUAAUUGGUUUAAUGAUAAAUGA